GUCUAGUCUAGACGCGGCGCCGGCUGAUACAACAUAUAUACAUUUGCAGUCAGCAGCACACAAGACCAUUCUUUGGCAUGUUCACCACAAUUAUCCUACGUACGCUUUUAAUUACUGGCUUUCGCUAGCUCUGGCUUAAUUACGUGGAUGUGUCGUAGAACAACCGACCGAGUGAAUACCGAGAACGAAUAAAAAAAUUCAAGUGCGGCACAAAGUUCCUUUGUUCGCCAUAUAUACGCGCGUAGGCACCCUCUCGUGCACAUGUAACGAAGCAGACAUUUACUCCGGAAAAUCGUAUGAUGAAUCACACGACGAGAGAUCAACAGUUGCGUCUACGCUUUUGAGUAGGACGCUAGACAGUACACGGGCAACCUUUGCUCUUCGCAUUUUGUUGAAGCUUUGCACGAGAAUAAACGGAUAAACGAGCAGCAGGACGACGGAGCUACAAAGAGAUCGAGUCCUCCACAUGCGGGCAUGUCCGUGCCAGCUGAGGAUCGGACGGGCACCCAGAAAAAAGAUCAGCAGUCCGUAGAGUCGGCGAAGAGGUCGCCAAUGAAGCGAUUCACGAUGAACAACAGGGCCGGCGAGCGAGAACCCCCGGCCAACAAGAAGAAGCUAAGCUUUCUUAGUUUUGGCAAUCGUCGAGGUGCAGCGAGCUACAGUCAUGGUUCGCAAACGGUACAAGAGCUGGACGAGGAGAUGGAGAAGGUGUUCGCGAUGGACGCCGGGGACAAGUUCGACGUAGCCCGGCUCGGUUCACCUUCGGAAUCCAUUGGCUCGGAUCGCGACCGUGAUCGGCCACCUGUUCUUAGUUGGCGCUAUGGCGACCGUAACCUCGACCAACAUCGAAAGAAGAGCUACCCACACCCGCACAUGCCACUGAAGAGUCUUCACUCGAGAUCUAUGCGACGACAUUUAUCACCCGAAGGUUCUCUAAGUGCCGAAAAUAAUUUGGACGAAGAGGCGCCAGCAAACGGUACCACAGGUAACGGCAAUGUCCCAGUGGUGGAAGACACAUUGGAUCACGUUGAACCAGACGGCAGCACGAAACUUCCCGCGGAUUGUCAAGGAGAAUCCGAUGAUGGCAAAGACGACGACGUUACGGAAACAUUGGAGGAUAUCGCCGAAAACGUGGUUAGCAGCGAGAGCGAGGCGCCGCUAUCCGAGAGAGCGGCAUCCGGCUUCAGCGACAGUCCAAGCGCCGGUAGUCCUCGUGUGCAAUUCGACAAGAUUCGCGAAGAGGACGGCAACGUGAUGAACGUCAACGAGACUCCCGAGGAAGACCGAAAGACACGGCGUCAUCACAAGCACGACCACAAGCGGCACCACCACCAUCAUCACCACAAAUCGCGCAAGUACUCUCUGCAAGAGGAUCCCCAAUGGCGCAAACGUUCAGGGGCUGGAUUGCCGGGAGAGCCUGGCACGCCAGGCGGCAUAAGUACGCAACGUCGCGUGAGCGUACAGCCGGACGAGGCGAAGCACUUGCAGGAGCUGGAUAUCGACGACUUGGAAUCUCACCGCAGCGACGAUCAGCGGGGUAUGCGCCGACACAAGGCCGCCCACCCGACCGUGCAAAUCGGUCGCCGAAAGGAAGGCGGCAUACCCCAUGAGACAUUCAAAAAGAUGUACGAUCACUCGCCACACGAGGUGUUCGUCCAGCUCGACGAGUUGCACGGCUAUGGCGAGGAUCGCGAGUGGCGGGAAACAGCCAGGUGGAUCAAGUACGAGGAGGACGUCGAGGAAGGCGCUGACAGAUGGGGCCGGCCGCACGUGGCCUCACUGAGCUUCCACUCGCUGCUGAACCUUCGGCGCUGCCUCGAGACCGGGGUGGUGUUGCUCGAUCUCGAGGAGAAAGAUUUACCCGGCCUCUCUUAUCGUGUCGUCGAGCAAAUGGUCAUCGAGGAACUUAUCCUACCGGAAGAUCGGCCCGUUAUUAUGAGAGCUCUGUUGCUCAGGCAUAGGCAUGUGCACGAACAUGAACGUGGUUUCAGGUUCGGUCCCAAGAGAAAUGCUUCCAGCUACACCAGUCUUCAGUCUAUCUGGUUUGACGAGGAUGACGCUUCGCGGGAAGGUGCUGAGAACAAUAAUCUGCAAGACUCCAAGCCAAAAGUCGUGUCGUCGCAUCAGAAUCUCGAGAGCAAUCAUACCGUGGUCGAUAUGAAGGAGGAGCUCACAUUUACUAGCAGUAGCGAGGAUAUGAAGAAGGGUCACAACGAACACAUUCUGAAGAGGAUACCUAGUGGUGCCGAGGCCACUGUCGUACUCGUUGGCGCCGUUGAUUUCCUUGACCAACCUACCAUAGCCUUUGUACGAUUGGCCGAAGGUAUCCCAAUACCCGCAAUCACCGAGGUAACAAUCCCGGUCCGAUUUCUCUUCACCCUACUUGGUCCACGUGAAUCGGAGCUCGACUAUCACGAGAUAGGUCGCUCGAUCUCCACGUUGAUGUCAAAUAGAUCGUUCCAUCAAAUAGCCUACAAGGCAAAUGAGCGUCGUGAGUUACUAUCGGCGAUCAACGAGUUCUUAGACGACUCGAUCGUAUUGCCUCCAGGCGAUUGGGAGCGUCAAGCAUUGCUACCCUUCGAAGAGCUCAAGGCCAAGAGCGAGCACAUCAGGAAACGCAAGGCCAAGGCUUUGGAGGAGAAACAGCAGACGCAGAUACAGAGCGAGUCUGCUGCUGCCAAGAAAGCGUUGCUUGCUGGUGAGGACGAGAAGAAGCCACCUGACGACAGCGAUCCGUUGCGUCGCACCAAACGACCCUUUGGCGGUCUUAUCAAUGACAUCAAACGACGCUAUCCCUUCUACUUGUCCGAUUUCACCGAUGGCCUGAACUCGUCUUGCCUCGCUGCUGCGAUUUUCAUGUAUUUCGCCGCCUUGUGCACGGCCAUCACAUUUGGUGGUCUACUCAGCGACAAAACACACAACAUUAUUGGCAUCUCCGAAACUCUCGUCUCAUGUUGUCUAACUGGUGUCAUCAUGGCUUUGUUUGCAACUCAGCCUCUCGUCAUUAUUGGCACCACUGGCCCACUGUUGUUAUUUGAUGAGAGUUUGUAUCACUUUUGUCAGGCCAAUGAUCUCGAGUUCCUUACUAUGAGAGUAUAUGUCGGUGCAUGGAUGGCUAUCAUUGCUUUGACUAUUGCUUGCGUUGAGGGCUCGGUACUGGUAAGACUCUUCACUCGUUUCUCCGAAGAGAUCUUUACUGGACUGAUCUCAAUUCUCUACAUCGUAGAGACCUUCAUGAAGCUCAUUAAUUACUUCAAACUGAAUCCGUUAUUACCCGACUAUUGUUUUGGUUUUUUCAAUACCGACAAUAACGAGACAGCAUAUCAACAAGAUUUGAUAGCACCAGCAAUCUCAAAUUACUCUGAAUUCACGCGACUAAGCGAAUUGGCGAUUGCUGCAGCAUCGGAGAACCAUAGCCAAGCGAACUACAGUAUUUUCAUCCCAAGCCACGACAAAACUGGAUCUCUGAUCAAUCAGCCUAAUACCGCUCUGAUGUGCACGAUUCUUUGCCUGGGCACCUUCCUCGGCGCUUACUAUCUGAGAAUUUUUCGCAAUAGCCAUUACUUGGGACGUAGUGCACGCAGAGCUUUCGGCGACUUUGGCGUGCCCAUCAGUAUCGUCACUUUUGUGCUAAUCGACUUUCUAGCAAGUGUCAAGACGGAGAAGUUGCUGGUGCCGGAGGGUAUGACGCCUACGAUGCCCGGCAGGGGUUGGCUGGUUAUCCCUUCCAGUAAUGUUCCGACUUGGAUGAUGCUGGCUUGCUGUAUACCUGCUCUUUUGGUUUAUAUUCUUGUUUUCAUGGAGACACAGAUUUCUGAAUUAAUCAUCGACAAAAAAGAGCGCAAGCUGCGCAAAGGCAAUGGCUACCACAUGGACAUAGUCGUGGUGUGUCUCAUGAACUUCGGCUGUGGUCUAAUCGGUGCACCAUGGUGUUGUGCCGCUUCGGUGCGUUCGCUCACUCACGUGAAUGCGGUGACAGUGAUGUCGCGUACUCACGCACCCGGUGACAAACCACACAUCGUCGAAGUGAAAGAGCAACGUGUAUCUUCGCUCCUUGUGGCUAUUCUUAUCGGAGUGAGCGUGCUAAUGGCACCACUAUUACGUCGAGUUCCGAUGUCAGUACUUCUCGGAGUUUUCCUCUACAUGGGUGUGUCGUCAACCAACGGCGUACAGAUGUUCGACCGUGUCAAGCUGUUCUUCAUGCCGGUGAAGCAUCAUGGCACCGCCAACUACGUGCGCCGAGUGCAAACUUACAAGAUGCAUUUGUUCACCCUCAUCCAGAUCAGCUGUUUGGCGAUUCUGUGGACUGUCAAAAGUACUAAAGCUGCCCUCGCUCUACCAUUUUUCCUCAUAUUGAUGAUACCACUCAGGGCACAAAUGAGACAUUUCUUUAGUCUUGCCGAAUUGAGGGCUCUUGAUAGUAAAAAUCCUGAUAACGAGGACGAACCCGACUUUUACGAAGAGGCUCCACUACCUGGUUAAAGCCAGUGCCUGAAAAUUUCUAAUUCUUUUUCUCCUUUCUCUCUCUCUCUCUCUUUCUCUCUUUAUCUAUCUGUCUGUCUGUCUCUCUAUCUAUCUAUAUAUCUCUAUCGCUGUCUCUCUUUCUCUAUCUCUCUAUCGCGUUCUCUCUCUCUCUCUCUCUCUAUCUCCGUUAUCUUUGAUUUUUUAAAGGCCGUUUUAGCCGAACUUUCUGACAACUAUUGGAAAUAUUUUUAUGCGCUCAGGUCAAUUUUUAACAUUUAAUCCUUCGUCAUUCAAUUUGUAAUUUGAAUUCUGAAAGAUAUUAUUGAAUAGUACCAUGUAAAUUUAUGUUAGUUGUAAUGGAACAUCUAGGUGCUAUUUCUAAUUUUGAAUUUACUGUGGGUAAUAGUAAUAGAGUUUUGCCAGAUGACGUACUGUAUAAAAAUUGAAAAAAUAAUCUUAAAAUAUUUCUAUUGAUAACUGAUAUAUUUUUUAUAAAUUUUCUUUUCACAAGCAAAUAGCCUUAUUAUAUUUUUUUAACGAAUCUUCGUUAUACAGGAAUCUUGUUCCUUUUAUAAGAAAAAUUCCCUCUUCAAUAUUAACUAAAUUUGUCCUCUGAUCUCUAUAUUUUUUUCACGAAGGACUGGAAAUUAAUGCGUCAGGCACGUGUACAUUAAAUGUUUUAUUAUAAUAACAAAAUUUUAUUUUUGUCAACGAUGUUUUAUUUUUUUACAAUAACAAUUUGAGUUUGCUCAAAUGCUGUAAAUCAAAAUAUUAUAAAAUUUCAGUAUAUAUGUCUAUUGCAUAUCAUACAUGAUAUCAUGCAUAACAUAUUUUAAUAAAUGAAAAGCUAUACCUAAAUUUAUUUUUAUAUGUAAAUGCACUUAAAUUCGAAAUAUUAAAAUCGCAUACAUAGAAUUUAUUUUUUAAUGUACCAGGUAAAUGAAAUGGGAUUGCGAAUAAAGUUUUCACGCUUACAUGUAUAAAAACUAUUUCCGAUAUGUGACGUAAGUGCAGACGUUAUAUACCAUUAUUUCGGAAGUUUUGCGAUGAAUAUAAUAAGAGCUUUUUAAAAUUUAUGUUUAACUAAAGUAUUCUACUGAAUGAACUUUAAUUAUAUAUAAUUCAAUUACAUGCACACAAAUAUUUUCGAUAAGAAGAAAGCGGUAUUAUUUCAUUGUUGUUUAUAAAUAACCAACAGUUUUAAUCCAUUUUUUAGGUAUUUUAUUUUGUAAAUAUCGUAAGCAUAAACAAAUCUUUAAAGCAUUGAAAAAUACAUUAUAAAAAAUUAAUACAAAAAGUUCAAAGUAAUUAGUUAUUUUUAUGUAAAAUCAUUUUUGUGUCAGAGAAAAUGUGAUGUUUCUUAAAUAUUUUUAUAACUUGUACAAUUAAAAAUUCUAUAUAUAACUACGAAUUGGAAUUGCUCAUUUCUGAUUGAAACCUCCAUCAGUAUCGGAUAUAGAGCGAAAAUGAACGUCCAGUGGUGGAUAAGAACUUGUAAAUAAUCAUAUUAUUAUUUUUUGUUAGCCUGGCAGAAGUGUUUCUCUAUAAUGCUGUUAUUUUAACAAGUUAUUUUAUCAAAAAUUUCAUCAAUUGUAUUUAUAAAUGAAAAAAAUUGUAGACGUUCAUAGUAAAAAGAACUUGCGAAGAUUAAUCACCUAAAUGCGAUGUAAAAUCGAUAACAAAUUUUCAAACAGGUUUCAUAUAUUUUUCAGAUUUUAUAAAUGAAAUAUCAUGCAUUACAGAGAAAUAUUAUCCAAUACAAUUUUCUGCUAUGGUAAGCAUCAUGCGUAGCAGGUUCCACGAAAAUGAUCGAAAACAGAUUAGUGCCUAAGAUGUUAAAAAGGAAUUAAUAGGAGAGUGCCAAAGUUAAUUAUAACAAAUUGUCUCGACUUCUAUCGUCAAACCUCAUGUACUUUUCAAGUUUAUAUAACACUUACUUUUAGAUUCUUCACUUUAAUGCUAUUUUGGAAAAAUUGAAAGUUCACGUAUAAUACCAAAAUAAUCUGCCAGCUUACUUUAUAUUAAUAAUAAAACUGCCUAUUUUUAUGGAAAAGUUGUUUUCAAACUUCAACUAAAAACGGGAUACAAUGAAAUUUUGCAAUAAAUUCUAUCAGUCAAUAUUUCAUAUCAAUUAGUGUUGACACGAAAAAUAAAUUAUUUUUUGUAACAUUAAUUUAUUAUUUUUCUAGUAAUGAAAUGUACGUUUUCAAAUGUAAAUUUAUUUAUAGAAUAUCAUAAUUUAAUAGCACAUAACAUGUGUACCUUGAUCAAUACUACCUCUUAAGUCGAGAGCAUUAUAGAUAUAUAUAUAAAAAGCUUAAGGACUUUUUGAACGUGUUUAAAGCUGUCCAUUGCAUAGUGAUUAAACUUGUAUGAGAAGUGAAGUAUAGAGAAGCAAACGUAAGACAACAACGUAAAGAUCAGAAAAUAUAAUUUUUGAAUUCCUCUUAUAAAGAAAAAGAGAAACUCUACAACAAAAAAUAUUACUAUGUGCUAUGAGCAUUCUUUUAAGACUUGUAAGCAUUUUUAUAAAAGUAACAAGUAAAAAAAAUUUUUUGUUUGAAAUUAUUAGUUACAAAAUACGUGGAAUGCUAAAACAAAAUUUGUAUGAUUCUAUAUAUUUUUUCAUUGCUCUAAAUACUUUUAUUAUAUCUCAAAGAUAAUCUUUUUUAGCUGAAAACAUGUAUAAAAAUUGUGUUUAUAGGAAAAUGAAUAGAAUAUUUAGAGAAAAUGAAACUUUCUAUAUUGAGAAGCCUUAGAUUUUUCUAAAGUAACGACACUCAAAACUAUUUUUCAUGAUGAAGAUGUAUUGCCUAAAAUAUGCUACAAAGGAUUUGAAAUAAAAUCGGAGAUUUUCAGUCAUAAUCAAAGUUACAAUUAUAAAAUUCGUAAAUGUAUAUGUAGCACCAUUGUAUCUUAAAUAUCAAACAAAGAAUUCAUGGAUAUGCGAUAAACGAUGUUUAGGAAUAUUUAAAGUACCGAAGGUUACAUGUUGUGAACAAGGACCAAGUGAUAAUGAGCUGUAUGAUGUGUAGUAUUGUAGUGAGGAAGCUUAAAACUAUUUUAGAACACAACAUAUAUGUAUAAAUAUAAAUUAAAGAAAAAAUUGAAAAUGAAAACUGAAAAAGCCAUAUUUUCAUUCUAUAGAAAAUUUUGCUCAAUAGGAAUAUUUACUAAAUAAAGGCAGAAAAAUCAAUUGUCAAGUUGGCAAAUACGUUAAAAAGUAUGAAACAAAAAAAUGAUUGUACUAAAAAAUCACGUAGUACAACCAUUCAACUAAUUAUUAUUAAAACAAAAUACGAAUACAGAUGUAUAUUCUGAUAAUUAGUUACUAAUAAAGAUGAAGGUUGCUAUUAGCUGAUUGUGAUAGUUAUCAAAGUGGCUGAAAAAACUUAACUUCAAGCAAACGCACUCGUUUUAUCAUUCUUUUUAUUGUGUGCAGGGUAAUAAAAGAAUAUAUCUCAAUUAUAAGCUUGAACAAAUUUUCUAUUCAGAAAAGAAAACAAGAAUGCAUGUAUGUAUAUUGCAAUGAUGGAUUGUAUUUGAAUUUUUUAUGAAAUAAUUUUCAUUCACAGCAAGAUAUGUGAUUUGAAAUUGUAUGUAUAUUAUUCUUCUAUGAUUACUUUAUUCUUGAAUCUUUUAAAAUGUUAUUACUAUUAUUGUAAGUAUUACAUUAUGAAUUUCUUGUAACAAGAGAUUAUGAUGAACUCUAUUGUUAUUAAAUGAUAUAAAAAUAUUGUAAAUAAUAUAGUUAACUUGACAGUAUUAUGAAUAAUAAAAUAUGAACCUCUUAA
Molecule: messenger RNA, 8258 nt
Organism: Phymastichus coffea
Lineage: Eukaryota; Metazoa; Arthropoda; Insecta; Hymenoptera; Eulophidae
Gene: Ae2
Product: band 3 anion transport protein
Exons: 14
Coding region: 475-4482 (1335 amino acids)
Biological process (GO): bicarbonate transport; transmembrane transport; monoatomic anion transport
Cellular component (GO): plasma membrane
Molecular function (GO): solute:inorganic anion antiporter activity; monoatomic anion transmembrane transporter activity
Source: RefSeq, a predicted model, not a curated record